Molecule: messenger RNA, 1168 nt
Organism: Perca flavescens (yellow perch)
Lineage: Eukaryota; Metazoa; Chordata; Actinopteri; Perciformes; Percidae
Product: pleckstrin homology domain-containing family S member 1
Exons: 12
Coding region: 38-1168 (376 amino acids)
Source: RefSeq, a predicted model, not a curated record
CAUUCCUGUGUUAUUUCUGUUUAGGUGUUGUGUCACAAUGUAUAAGAAGAGCAAUGCAGGGGGAAAUGCGGUGUUCUACAAACCAGUUGCAGUUACGACAGAAAUAAGAUCUGGAUACCUGUUCAAGUCUCCUCCCCAAAAAAUGUUGAAGACGGAGAAGUCAUGGAAGAAGCGGUAUUUUGUGCUGUACAAAGUCAGUGAGCAAGAACACCAACUGACGUACUUCAGGAGUCAUGAAGAAAGGGACAGGCCACUUGGAGGGAUAGACUUAUCGCAAAUCUCACUGUUGUAUGUGAGCCCUCAAAACCACCAGAGAUGGGAAUGGGUCCAGAAGAGCUUCAAGUGCUCCCCAUCCUGUGUGCUCUACAUCAAGGCAGCUAACCGGGACUACUUCCUCAUUGGGGACAACAGUGAGGAAGUGGACGGCUGGUUCGCUGACCUGUUUGAAGCCCUGAAAAACCGGCCACAUAGAUGUAUGAGUUCAGAGGCAGAGUUAAAAUUCCGGUCCCUGUCUGAUCCGUCCUCAAAUGCUUUGGAUAACGACACUUUCAUUGUGCCAAAUGCUUCUAGGGACCUUGAAAUUGAGGAGGUUACAACGGGCACCCUGAUGAGGCAUGUGACUCAAGUCUUUGACAGGUUGAAGAUUUCCCCACUACCCCCAUUCAAUGAGGAGACAGACGCUGAGGACAGGGAAGAAAAACGUCUGACGUCAGAUUUCAGCAGCAGCUCCAGUGACAAUGGGGCCAACUCUCCUGUAGAGAUGCUGGAGAUACCAGAUGUGCACACACUGAAAAGACAAAGCUCUACUGAAAGCCUGAACAACAUCAACCCACAGGAAAGAGAUCUUAAGGUCAAGCAGGCAGAUUUGAAAAAACACCUGACACUAACAGAAGUGGAUGGGAAACCAAGACGUGCAUCUGUCCCAUCAGACGUGUUUGAGACGGACAAGCGAACAACGCAGCUGAAACGCCUCCGGUGCCAGCAACAGACAGCGUGCCUGUUUCAUAAAGGAGACCAAAUUCUGGCAAUUAAUGACUUGCAUACCAGCAGCAUGGAGGAGUUCAACGUUUAUGUCAGCAAAUGUCUCAAGAAUGAGGUGAAAGUGACCAUCCUGCGUCUACCUGGAUGUCAGCCUCUGCAUUCAUCAAACUGUCCUUGCAGUGACUGA